This is a messenger RNA of Naegleria fowleri, 1560 nucleotides long. RefSeq lists its product as uncharacterized. The record is from RefSeq and is a predicted model, not a curated record. Bases 1 to 1560 code for a protein of 519 amino acids. Lineage: Eukaryota; Heterolobosea; Eutetramitea; Acrasida; Naegleriidae. Gene Ontology annotation, molecular function: monooxygenase activity; heme binding; oxidoreductase activity, acting on paired donors, with incorporation or reduction of molecular oxygen. The transcript is spliced from 4 exons.
AUGUCAUUCUUGCUGAACUUCAAUUCGGACCUUCUCUUGUGGGUCGUUAUUCCAUCAUCGUUAUUGCUUCUGUUUUUCCUUGUUGUGGGCCUUCUACUGUUUGAGAGGUUUCUUUCCUAUCGGAAACUCUGCAAAAAGUAUCAACAUUUACCAGGCUACACUCAAUUCCUUCCUCCAGUGAUUGCAGCCUUUCUUCCGCAGUGGUGGUUACCGAAAGGAACCAUCAUCAAUCCUGCUGGAUUUUUCCUCAUGGACACCAUGAAGGCUUCUGCACAGCAGUUUCAAAGCGAUCACUAUAAGGUGAUUAUUGGAUUGAUCAAUUUGGCCUUUGUUGUUCAUACUAAUCCCGAGAUGGGAAAAGAAAUUGCCACGAAAGGAGCCAAACUGUACAAAAAGACUACUCAAACAAAACGUACCUUUGUAGAACUCUUCAAUGGGAGCAAUAUAUUUGCAGAGGAUGAUCCGAUGGUAGACCUUACGGAACGACAUGUUCCCUACUUGAAUGAAAACUUGAAGAGGAGAGAUGUCAUGUCCGAGUUUGCAAAACUCACCAUGGAUGUGAUUGGAAAAGCUGGCUUUUCGUAUCGAUUUGAUAGUUUCCAUUCAAGAGAAGAUACGCUCGAACAAAAGACCAACUUUUUCAUGCAAUAUGUGGAUGCUUUGAGAAUACUGCCCACUCGAUUUUUGAGAAAGCACUUCAAAGUGGGACUCUAUGCCAAGCUACAUGAUUCGGUAGAAUCUUUCCAACAUGUGAUUAUGGAUAUUAUUCGAAAGAGAGAGCUCGAAGAGAGUUCGUUGGAAAAUCGUGCUGAAAAGGAGGACAAGAGUGACGUCUUGUCAUUGUUAUUGCGUGACCGAAAAAGUAAGCAAGAGAGUAGCGGAGGAAGUCUCACGGAUGAUGAGUUGGUUUCUAAUGCGUUUGUCUUGCUUGUGGCAGGACAUGAGACGACUGCACGUACUCUUGGAUUUGCUUUCUAUUUACUUUGUAAAAAUCCACACAUUCAAAAAGAACUUCAUCAUUUUGUGGAUCAAUUUUGUGAAACCUAUCAAAAGGAAACUUUCGAUUAUGAAGACUUUCAUUCUGGAAGAUUGGAUAACAUCAAAGCAGUUUUUAGGGAAACUCUUCGAUUGUAUCCUGUGGCCAUUGGAAUUGUAAGGGAAUUGGUGAAGAAUAUUGAAUGGCACAAAAAAACAAUUCCAAAAGGAACUCUUUUAGUAUAUUCAUGGGUUCUUUCCAUGAUGAGUGAAGAACAUUGGGAGGAUCCAGAAUCUUUCAAGCCCACUCGAUUCCUGAAAAUGGAUUCAAAGAGUAAGGAUGAUCCAACACUUGGAGAAAUUUAUAAUCCCCAGUCGAAUCCAUUUAUUUAUACACCUUUUGGAAUUGGAGGAAGAAUAUGUAUUGGAAAAAGCUUUGCAGAAGUUGAAGGGGUAAUUACGUUGGCCUAUCUUGCAAGAAACUACUCAUUCCAAUUGUCAGAUCCAAAUUAUAAAUUAGAUGUGGACAUGAAAGUGACAUUGCGUCCAACUGAACCCAUACUCGUGGACUUUAAAAAGAGAUGA